AUGGACAUCCACCUCAAGUAUUUCGUCAAAAUCUACCACCACAACUACCUCCAUCACGAGUUGACCCUCGUGCCAAGACUCUACCUAAUAAGAGUGUGGGUCCUCCACCAUCUAUUCCAACCAGAGCACCUACAACCUCUCUCACAGGAGUGGAACAAUUCGCACAUUGCCUUCUCAACAAACAAAAUCUCCAAAAAAGAAAGACAAAAAAUGGAAUCACCACCGAAAAAAAAUCCAAAAUCUCCACCUCCAGCUGGAGGUAUUGAUAUGAAUGAGAUCUUGAAACGGAGACAACAAAUGAAUUCUCGUGCGCUUGAAGACUUGGACAAGAGUCGACAACAACAACAGGAAGCAGAUACUGAAGAUAAACAUGUUGCUCCUUGGUUGAACCAGCUUAAAAAAACAAACCGUACAUCUGCAGAAAAUAACGAUGAACCAAAGGAAGAGGAGGUCCCUGAGUUUAUUAGAAAACGACGAUCGAUGAGUCUAAUGACUCCAUCAAUACCUCCACCUCGUGUCCCUCUUGAAGAUGAACCAUCUUACACACAACCAACCAUCACAUCAAAGAUAAAACUACCACCUCCUGUUCCUGAAGAAGAGUGCCACCUCCUCCUCCACCUAAGACACACCCACCCCCAUCUGUCCCUCCAUCUCAACGAACAGCCCCAUCCUCAGAUAGUGAAGAGGAACGACCUCCUACUCCUCCGAGAACAUGUCCCCUCCAUCAUUGUCUCACAAAAACCAAAUGUCCCACCUCAUGUUCCUAACAUGAAAGCCCCUCCUUUCCCUCCAAAGAUGCGCCCCGCCUCCAUCAGUCCUCCAUCCCCACCAAGAACAAAGGCUCCACCCCCUCUUCCUAAUCAAGAGGUAGCUACAUCUGAAGAGUCCCAACCUAUGCCAUACCCACCUCGAUCUGUUCCUCCUAAAGCAGGAGAGUUGACCUUGCCUCAAUCAUCGCCGCCACUAGUUGAUCGUCCUCCGUCAAUUAUACCAAAACGACCAGCACCUCUUCCACCUACUCUUUCUCCGGCAACGCAUGGAGAACCAACCCCCACAACACAGUUCUUAGAUAUCGUCAUGUUUGCCUAUGAAUCUUAA
This is a messenger RNA of Gigantopelta aegis, 1098 nucleotides long. Its product is annotated as 36.4 kDa proline-rich protein-like. The transcript is spliced from 3 exons. NCBI's taxonomy places the organism in Eukaryota, Metazoa, Mollusca, Gastropoda, Neomphalida, Peltospiridae. The record is from RefSeq and is a predicted model, not a curated record. Bases 1 to 1098 code for a protein of 365 amino acids.